GAGGAGGAGGAAGGCGGCGGCAGCGGCAACAGCACCGGGGAGGACUCGGCCUUCCAGGAGGCCGACUCGCCCCUCUCGGUGAGCCGCACCCCGGCCCGAGAAGAGCCGCCGCCGCCGCCGCCGCGGAUGCCGGAGGAGGUGGCGAUGGAGCUGGCGCCGCCCGCGAUGCUGGGCGACGAGGGCGACUCGUGGGAGGAGGAGGGCUUCGGGUCCUCGUCCCCGGUCAAGUCCCCCGGCGCCUACUUCAUGGCCGGCUCGCCGCCGCUCCUCCGGGGCCCCCGCCGCUACUGUCCCCAGCCGGCGGCGGCGGCCUCGCCUCCAAGACCCGGACCUCCUCUGCCCGAGUAUCCCGGCACGCCGCCGCACAAGACCUUCCGCAAACUGCGCCUCUUCGACACGCCGCACACGCCGAAGAGUCUACUUUGUAGAGCUCAAGGAAUGGGCUCAAGUUCAGCUAAACUCCGUGGUGGCUCUCUCUUUAUGAAUGUGGGAAGGCUAGAGAAACAGGAGGUGGACAUGCGACAGGCGCCUCAUGUGAACAUUAAUCCCUUCACUCCAGACUCCCUUUUCCUCCAGUCUUCAAUCGGACAGUGUCGCAGGAGAAAAAGAACACAUUGGAAUGACUCCUGUGGUGAGGACAUGGAAGCAAGUGAUGGAGAGCUUGAGGAUGAAACUGUCAGACCUGCCAAACGAAUCAGCAUAACAGAAAGUAAUAUGAAAUCACGAUAUGCAACAGAAUUUCAUGAAUUGGAGAAGAUUGGGUCUGGAGAAUUUGGUUCAGUAUUCAAAUGUGUGAAGAGGCUUGAUGGCUGCAUUUAUGCCAUAAAACGAUCUAAGAAGCCCUUAGCUGGCUCAAUUGAUGAGCAAAAUGCUCUCAGAGAGGUCUAUGCCCAUGCAGUCUUGGGACAGCAUUCACAUGUAGUCAGAUACUUCUCAGCUUGGGCAGAAGAUGACCAUAUGCUGAUACAGAAUGAGUAUUGUAACGGCGGCAGUUUAGCAGAUGCCAUAAGUGAAAACUCUAGAAAUAUGCGCUACUUUAGCGAAACAGAGCUGAAAGAUCUGCUAUUACAAGUUGCUCGUGGCUUAAAGUAUAUUCAUUCAAUGUCACUGGUACACAUGGAUAUAAAGCCCAGUAAUAUUUUCAUAUCUAGGACAUCAAUUCCAGCUACUAUACCAGAAGAAGGUGAUGAUGAUGAAUGGUCAUCUAGCAAUGUUGUAUUUAAAAUAGGUGAUCUUGGUCAUGUGACUAGAAUAUCCAGUCCACAGGUGGAAGAAGGAGAUAGUCGUUUCCUUGCUAAUGAAGUUUUACAAGAGAAUUAUAGUCACUUGCCAAAAGCGGAUAUAUUUGCUCUUGCACUAACAGUAGUGUGUGCUGCCGGUGCUGAACCACUACCAGCCAAUGGAGACCAGUGGCAUGAAAUUCGACAGGGAAAACUGCCUAGAAUUCCACAAGUCCUUUCUCAAGAGUUUUUAGACUUAUUAAAAGCUAUGAUAAACCCUGAUCCAGAGAAAAGACCCUCAGCAGUUGCUCUGGUCAAGCAUUCUGCACUGUUAUCUACUGCCAGAAAGAGUGCCGAGCAGCUACGAAUAGAACUGAAUGCUGAAAAGUUCAAAAACUCAUUGCUGCAGAAAGAGCUGAAGAAAGCACAAAUGGCAAAGGCUGCAGCUGAAGAGCGAGCACAGUUUACAGAUCGAAUGACAACUAGAUCUACAGCACAGAACAGAACAAGUCGUCUUACUGGAAAGAAAAUGAACCGUUCAGUUAGCCUUACCAUAUACUGAUCUGACACUUCAUAAAACUGUUUAAGGAAGACUAUGGAAUAUUUUUCAACUAAAUUAGGGGCAAAAGUGGGGGAUUCUGUUUCUGGUUUUCUUUUUAAUCACUGUCAAUAGUUUUUAUUAAGAAGCCCAUAUUUUAAUU
Molecule: messenger RNA, 1921 nt
Organism: Gekko japonicus
Lineage: Eukaryota; Metazoa; Chordata; Lepidosauria; Squamata; Gekkonidae
Gene: WEE1
Product: WEE1 G2 checkpoint kinase
Exons: 11
Biological process (GO): mitotic cell cycle; protein phosphorylation
Cellular component (GO): nucleus
Molecular function (GO): magnesium ion binding; non-membrane spanning protein tyrosine kinase activity; ATP binding
Source: RefSeq, a predicted model, not a curated record